Oryzias melastigma (Indian medaka) is the source of this 1783-nucleotide messenger RNA. It is a transcript of the gene wdr41, whose product is annotated as WD repeat domain 41. Bases 215 to 1561 code for a protein of 448 amino acids. Gene Ontology annotation, molecular function: protein binding. NCBI's taxonomy places the organism in Eukaryota, Metazoa, Chordata, Actinopteri, Beloniformes, Adrianichthyidae. The transcript is spliced from 14 exons. Gene Ontology annotation, cellular component: lysosomal membrane. Gene Ontology annotation, biological process: regulation of autophagy. The record is from RefSeq and is a predicted model, not a curated record.
CAAUCAAAAAAGUCCGCGCCAGGCUUCCGUAGUUCAGUCACGUGAACGCUUCCCUGUUUUCAUGACUGAAAUUUAAACAAUUCGGAGAUGUAGCUUAAAUGUCUGCAGUUUAGCGUCGUUUCUUUUUUAUUUAUCGAAGUGCUACGUGUCGGAAAAAGGUUUUAUAUGCCGGAGUCCCCCAUAAAGGUGAAGUCAUUAUCUAAAGUAUCGAGUCAUGCUUCGGUGGUUUCUGGGAGGUCGAGAGGCGCAGAGCUCAGUGGAGAGAAGCGGCGUGCUGAGCAUCGGAGAGGAACAGCCCAGAAACUGCUUCACUGAGCUGCAGGUGCUCAAAGGACAUUUUGACAUCGUUCGAUUUCUGGUGCAGAUUGAUGACUUCAGGUGUGCGUCUGCGGGCGACGACGGGCUGGUCCUCGUCUGGAACAUCGAGACCGGCGAGAGGCUGCAGGAGCUGAGAGGCCACGCCCAGCAGAUCACCGCCAUCAUCGCCUUCACCUGCGAGGCCUCCGCCCACACGGCGCUCAUCACCGCCUCCUCCGACCGCAGCGUCAGCCUGUGGGAUCCCGACUCCGGAAACCGAGUCCAGACGGUGUCAGACCUGCAGUCCUCAGUGAAGUGUCUGCUGGGGCUGGAGCGUCUGUGUUUGUGGGUCUCCGGCGGGGAGGAGUUGUGCGUUUGGAGCAAAGACUUCCAGCUGCGGUGCCUCCAUCAGAAACACGGCGACAGCGGAGUAACCGCUCUGAUUGAGCUGCCCAAGAACCACCUGGCAGCGGCGGUGGACAGAGAGAUCGUCAUCUACCGACUGACGCUUUCCGAAGACUCGGACGUGUCGCUCACUAAGAUCCGAUGUCUGUCGGACCACCGAGACCAGAUCCGAGCUCUCAUCAAUGUCAACGACCGCCUCUUUGCCAGCGGCUCGCACGCCGGCGAGUUGAUCCUGUGGGACGCGGUCGAUUGGAACAACCUGAAGUACGAGCACAUCCUGUGGGAGGAGUCACAGCCAGGCGCCCAAAGCGAGAUCCGGAUGAAAGCUCCUCGGCCCAGCGAGAUGUCCAUCCAGCACCUGACCACCAACGGACAGCUGAUCCUGGCGGCGGUGGGCAGCGGCCUGUACGUGUACGACCUGCAGAGCAAAUCCGUGGCGGCCUACAGGAAGGCCGCGCACGACUCCAACGUGCUGCACACCUUGCUGCUGUCUGACAGUGAGCUGAUGUCGUGCUCUGAGGACGGCAGUGUGAGGAUCUGGGAGAUCCAAGACUUACCUUUACCUGCCGAGCCCGCCUCUGCAGGAUUCUUCGGGACCUGGACCUUCAGCCGCUCACACAAACAGUCGGCUCCUCAGUCCAAGAAGGUCACGGACUUCCCGAACACGCGGAAGCUGGAGCUGAUCGGAGAUCUCAUCGGACACUCGGGAGCCGUGCAGAUGUUCGUCAGCUUCGGCGAGGACGGCCUGGUGACGUGCUCCGCCGACCACCUGCUGAUCCUGUGGAAGGACGGCGAGAGGCAGUCGCGGCUGCGCAGCCAGGCGCUCUUCCAGAAGCUGGAGGAGAACGGAGGUCUUUGAAGGAACGUUUAGUCGUUUCUGCUUCCUGAUGGUCUGUUACGUUCUACGGAGAAACGCUUUUUUAAAUAUCAAAUCAUCUCGACUGAAAACUCACACGAUCAUUUUAGCUUCUUGUGUUUUAAAGGUUUUUUUUGCCAAAUAAUUUCCUGUUUUGCUGAUUUGCACUGAAGUUUCUCUUUUCAACAUUAUUUAUGAAUGAAUAAAUACUUUUACGUGUUAAAA